AAUGGUUUAUGAGGUUCAUGUUACAGCUACCCCUGGGUUGGUGACUUCCUACAUGUACCUGGGGAAACACUGGCUUUGGGAAGCAUCGUGAUGAGAGCAGAAGGUGGUGGUCAGCUUGGGCUUCCUGAUGGCACAGUGGAGUGCCUUCUGGGAGGGCAGUUUUAAAGAACUGAAAUUCUUCCACAGAGCCGAGAUAGCAUCCAGUCUCUAUCCCUUCCUUGGCCAGUUCUCUUUCAAAUCAAUCCUCUCACCAAGAGUUCAACAGCUCAGGCUCUGCACUCUGGGAGGCUGGGCAGAAUUACUGCCUACCAGUCUGGGGUUUCUAUGGGUUUUCAGGAAGGGGGCAGUGAGCAAGUUCAGCCCGAGGGCGGCUGUCUUCCCGCCCUCAACAUCUGCCCACACCCACAGCAUUCAGCAUCCUCGGUCCCAGGCUUGGGGUGGGGGUGGGGUAGCGGGUUGUCCCAGAGAAAGCAGUCUGUUUUCCUCCAUUCUCCUUUGGCUCUGGCGUCCAGUUCCUUUCUGAUUCAGGAAUCCCAGGCCCAAAUCAAGUAGCCCCAAGAGCUCAGUGACUAUUCCUUUAGCCCCUCGCCAGUGUAGCCCCAAAGACCCUGCAUCUUCAUGCUGCUGUCACUCUGAGGCUCACAGGGCAUCAGCUGGACGGUGUAUCUGUGCCACCCUGGUUGGAGGGGCGCUAGUGAGGAAGAUACUCACCUGUAGGGAUCUGGGGUCUUUCGUGACACCCAGACUCGGGAAGGCAUGGCUUGGAGUCCUGUGGAAGACGCAUGCUUGACAGCUAGAGCAGGAGGUGGCAGUGGGACGCUGGAUGAUGGGUGCAGUGGCGGCCCCUGACUUGCUGGAUCCCAAGUCUGCUGCUCAGAACUCCAAACCGAGGCUCUCCUUCUCCGCCAAACCCACCGUGCUUGCUUCCCGCGUGGAGAGUGACACGGCCAUUAAUGUUAUGAAAUGGAAGACGGUCUCCACGAUUUUCCUGGUGGUUGUCCUCUACCUGAUCAUUGGAGCCACUGUGUUCAAGGCGCUGGAGCAGCCUCAGGAGAUUUCCCAGAGGACCACCAUCGUGAUCCAGAAACAGACCUUCAUAACCGAGCAUGCCUGCGUCAACUCCACCGAACUGGACGAGCUCAUCCAGCAAAUAGUGGCAGCAAUAAAUGCAGGGAUUAUCCCCUUAGGAAACAGCUCCAAUCAAGUUAGUCACUGGGACCUCGGAAGCUCUUUCUUCUUUGCUGGUACAGUUAUCACAACCAUAGGAUUUGGAAACAUCUCCCCACGAACUGAAGGUGGAAAAAUAUUCUGUAUCAUUUAUGCCUUGCUGGGAAUUCCCCUCUUCGGCUUUCUGUUGGCUGGGGUUGGCGAUCAGCUUGGGACCAUAUUUGGAAAAGGAAUUGCCAAAGUGGAAGACACAUUUAUUAAAUGGAAUGUUAGCCAGACCAAGAUCCGCAUCAUUUCCACCAUCAUCUUCAUCCUGUUCGGCUGUGUCCUCUUCGUGGCUCUCCCUGCGGUCAUAUUCAAGCACAUAGAAGGCUGGAGCGCUCUGGACGCUAUCUAUUUUGUAGUUAUCACCCUGACGACCAUUGGAUUCGGUGACUACGUAGCAGGUGGCUCGGACAUCGAGUAUCUGGACUUCUACAAGCCUGUGGUGUGGUUCUGGAUCCUCGUUGGGCUUGCUUACUUCGCCGCCGUCCUGAGCAUGAUCGGAGACUGGCUGCGGGUGAUAUCGAAGAAGACAAAGGAAGAGGUGGGAGAGUUCAGAGCUCAUGCCGCCGAGUGGACAGCCAACGUCACAGCCGAGUUCAAGGAGACAAGGAGGCGGCUGAGUGUGGAGAUCUAUGACAAGUUCCAGCGGGCCACGUCCGUGAAACGGAAGCUCUCCGCAGAGCUGGCGGGGAACCACAGCCAGGAACUGACUCCUUGUAGGAGGACCCUGUCCGUGAACCACCUGACCAGCGAGAGGGAAGUCUUGCCUCCCUUGCUGAAGGCUGAGAGCAUCUAUCUGAACGGCCUGACCCCUCAGUGUGCCGGCGAAGAGAUAGCUGUCAUUGAGAACAUGAAGUAGCUGCCUUUGGGAAGAGUCUGAGGUGUAGCCACAGGGCAGGGCUUCUCUAGGCUCUUGGGACUGUUGCUGGCAGCAUUUAAAUGGUGUGUAUGAUGAGCUCAAAGGGAAAGCAAAUAGAUACAUCCAUCUGGUCACCUUACAUCCAGGGAGUCGGAGUCCUGCGGCGGCAGCCCUCUGGGGACUCGUGAGCUGUCCACUGAGUGGUAGUGGUGGAUAGGCAGUGUUGAUGCCUUUUCGUGCCCAGACUGUUGCCCUCCCCCUCUUUCCUACCGUGCCAUAAGGCCUCUGAAGGAAUCGGAAUGCUUUGGUAGUCAUGUAGCUUGGAGGAAUAUACCCUCGACUUUUCGGGGGUCGCCUAACUGAGCCUGGAUGCAGACCACUUAGGGAUGACAACAUUUCUUUUUGUAAAUGGCAAGAAACUCUCACGCAGCCUUUUACCUAAGAAAUUUCCUGGCAGUGCCUUAAUUUACGAAGAAACAGGACCCUCUCUUGUGGGCUUGUGGUUUCCCUUCCCUGCCCCCACCCUAGGCUGACCUCCGCUGACUCUUGUUUCCUCCUCCCCUUCACACACCGUACCUUGCUUGGAAGCAAUGUGUAGCUUGAUGGAAGGAACAGAUGCCAGCCAUGGGCACAGAAAGAACACUCAGGAGCUCUGGUGUCACAAGGCAACGCAGAGAAGGGAGGUCAGAGAAGGCCCUCUGAGUAUUUAUUUGACUGGGGUACCAAUGGUACAUCUAUAUAUAUGUACAGAGUAUUAAUUAUCCGGCCGGUAACAUCGGCUGCUUCUACAUAGCCCCCUUUUUUCCUGGCAGUAUUUGGAGUUUAUCAUUUAUUAAUAACUAGUCAUUUUUUAAAGGCAGAAGAAGUGAGCACAUACUUCUAUAAUCUAAGUGAUCUAAUAGAAGAAAAUGGUUCCAACUGAUAUCACAAAGUGAUUUCCAACAGUUGGUGUGAAUUCAUUCUGACGAAAAGAAAAUAGCGAAGCCAUGUAUGUGUAUUUGCUAAGAAAUGGCUCGCUGCCAGCGUGGACGAGCCCAAGGCACAGAAGGCUUAGACCCUUUCUUUUCUUGAGUGGCUCUUGCCAAAUUGUAGGGUGGGGUGAUGCCCAGAAGGAGGGAGUACAGCCCCGCCACCUUAGAGUCCCUCUGCCGAGGUGACUGGGUGUGAGCACAAAUGCUGGUCUGGGGGUCACUGUGACUUUUGCACAUGGAAUGAUGCAGACUGCCAACCUACGUCAUCUCUAACAGUAGAGAAAAUGCUGAGUAGCACAAUUUAAGUCCCCAGAGUUAUUUUUUUUUUUAAGAGAAGAGAAGGCUGAUAAUCCAUUUAAUUUAAGUUUAUAUCCUAUAAUUCUUUUGGAUGUUUCAAAAUUCAGAAAAACUUCAUUUUGGAAACCGCUCCCCUCUCCUUUAUUUUCAUACUCAUAUCUACUGUACACUGUAUAAGUAAUUUUUAAAGUGCAGAAGAGAAACGAUUCCUCUCCACGUAAUUGCAAAACUGAUUUCUUUUCCUUUCGGGGGAGGGGUGGGCAUGUGUGAACAAGUGGCAUUCAGAUUAAAGUCUUAAGAAAUCAACCCAGGAUCUUAAAAAAAAAAUCUAAAAGAUUCAUAUUUUCUAAAAUUUGAAUUUAAGCUAGAAAUGUAAAUAUCCAGUUAGCUUGCAGAGAGUACUUUUAUAAACCCGGGAAAGUUCUAACCAAAAUUCUAGCAGGUCAGACUCCUUUACAAAGAAAGCUCCCCUCCAUCUCCUCAGUAGCCAAUCCUGAAAGCUGACACGGUGGGAUGCUGCACGUGGAAACUGUGAACCGGACGGACGAAUAAAGUUUGUAAUUAAAGUCGGA
Microtus ochrogaster (prairie vole) is the source of this 3911-nucleotide messenger RNA. RefSeq names its product potassium two pore domain channel subfamily K member 2 (gene Kcnk2). Lineage: Eukaryota; Metazoa; Chordata; Mammalia; Rodentia; Cricetidae. Gene Ontology annotation, molecular function: outward rectifier potassium channel activity; potassium ion leak channel activity. Gene Ontology annotation, biological process: stabilization of membrane potential; potassium ion transmembrane transport. The record is from RefSeq and is a predicted model, not a curated record. Gene Ontology annotation, cellular component: plasma membrane.